Messenger RNA from Cucurbita maxima (winter squash), 1625 nucleotides. RefSeq names its product NAC domain-containing protein 73-like. The record is from RefSeq and is a predicted model, not a curated record. The coding region runs from base 116 to 943 and encodes 275 amino acids. Gene Ontology annotation, biological process: regulation of DNA-templated transcription. The transcript has 3 exons. Gene Ontology annotation, cellular component: nucleus. Gene Ontology annotation, molecular function: DNA-binding transcription factor activity; transcription cis-regulatory region binding. Lineage: Eukaryota; Viridiplantae; Streptophyta; Magnoliopsida; Cucurbitales; Cucurbitaceae.
UGAGAUCAAAGAAACCCUUUUUCUUUAUCCUUUAUUAAAUUCAUUUUUCUUACUUAACCCCCCAUUUCUGUGCCUUCAAGCUGAGAGCAGAGCUGAGGACGUCAAGGGGGAUCAAAUGGCACAGUUCGUCGACAAAAUUAAUGAUACCGGUCGGGAAACUAGUGUGAAUUCGAGCUCUUCUUGUCCUUCUUGCGGCCACCAAAUCAAAAGCCGACUCAAGGGUGGGAUUGGUUCAUUACCGGGUCUGCCUGCGGGGGUGAAAUUUGACCCCACGGAUCAAGAGCUUCUUCAACAUUUAGAGGGAAAAGUUGUUGGGGGUGAUGCUCACAAUCUUCAUCCUUUGAUCGAUGAGUUCAUACCCACAAUUCAAUGGGAGCAAGGGAUUUGCUAUACGCAUCCCCACAAACUGCCUGGAGUAAGAAAAGAUGGUCUAGUCCGGCACUUCUUCCACCGGCCAUCGAAGGCGUACACAACAGGAACAAGAAAAAGAAGAAAAGUUGAGGCAGAGGAGGCGGAGGGGGAGGGGGAGACGCGGUGGCACAAGACGGGGAAGACGAGGGCGGUUCAGGUGGAGGGGAGAGUGAAGGGUUACAAGAAGAUAUUGGUGCUGUACACCAAUUAUGGGAAGCAAAAGAAGGCGGAGAAGACGAACUGGAUAAUGCACCAAUACCAUUUGGGGAGGUGCGAGGAGGAGAAAGAUGGGGAGAUUGUGGUGUCUAAGGUUUUUUACCAAACACAGCCACGCCAAUGUGGGAACUCACUGCAAAGGGAAUCCAUUUCUCUCAAUAACCCUAACCCUAACCCUAACCCUAACCCACUUGUUGAUUUCUAUAACCCUUCUUUCAUAUCUUUUGAGUCUUGUGAUCAAAAUAGAUCGCCUACCAAUUCCCACCCCCUGAUUCCCCAAUUUGGAUUCCAUGCUGGUUCCUCUCUUAUUUCAUGAAUAUAUAUAUAUAUAUAUGGGUAUAUAUGGUUAACUACUGUAUGAAUAAAUUUGGACCAUCUCUCCAUCUCUCCCUCCCUCUCAGACCCAAAGAAGGUGGACACAAGAUAAUGUGUAAGGAGGCGAUGUGUCAACAAGGAUGUUGGGUCGAAAGGGGUGGAACCGAAAGGAGUGAAUUGGGGGUCCACAUUGAUCAGAGAAGUGAAUGAAUGUCAGCCAAACAUCCUUUAUAAAAGUAUGAAAACCUCUACUUACAAACACGUUUUAAUACUUUGAAGGAAGAAACGAAAAAAAAAGUGAAAAAAUAGACGAUGGGAAUGAAUUACAUGAAAGGGAAGUUUUGAAGCAAAAGUUGGCUCUAAAAUCAAUACAGAAGAAAAUGAAAAGAGUUGGGGUUUGGGGCAAUCUUUUUAGAUGUCAAACUAUGGUAUCAUUACGGGAUGACCCCUUCUUCACCCCUUCCUUUAUUGAACGCCAAAGCUAUCUUAAAAUUUCCAAUCCCGAAAGCAUUCAAGUUUGGUCUAAAUGAUGUCUUGAAAAAUGUUAAAGCCUCCCAUGGAUUUGACAUACCAAUUUCAAACCUUCAUCUCUUUUUUCAUACCACUUUUACUUUUUUCUUUUUUCUUUUACCAAAAGAUAUAGACUUCUUUUCUCCGUUCUUGAAAUCUUAACCCAACUUUUA